AUGAAAGCUGAGACUGACCUCAACAUCUUACUGAAAACAAUAGCAGCAACUGAAUUAGCCGAGUCUGAGAAACCAAAGUCAAAAGAAACAGUACCAACAAAUGAAUCGGCUCCCCUUAUUCUAACAAAACCUAUUACUACAAUUUCACAUUCUUCAAGCAAUAACAAAGUUGUCCCUCAAAGGAAUUUCUGUUAUAUUCACCGUACUGAAAUGGUGCAAAAAAAACUGGCAAAUGAAUCACAAGUCGAUGAAUUACAAAAGCAAAUGGAACAACUUUCACUAUCAGACCAAGAACCCAUCAAACACAUAUGGUCACUAUUUUCUGCUGCACCAGCACAAAAUCGGUGUCUAAUUCUACAAGGAAUCCUGAAAGAAUGCUGUCUCCCGCAGCUUUCGUUUCUUUCAAACAGUCUAAGAGAUUUGAUUCGUAUCGAUUUUCUCGAUGCACUGCCUAGUGAAUUAUCCUAUAAGAUUUUGUCGUUUCUUGAUGCGAUUUCGCUGUGUCAUGCUGCGCAGGUUUCAAAGACUUGGAAUGUACGAAGUGUGGAUGGGGUCUUCCAUUACUGGAACGAAAGCGAAAAUCUCGGAAUAAGCGGCCAUGUGCUUCAAUUAGGAAUAGUUCGUCUUCGUAUUUCGGAGACAAAAUCUGCUGCGUUGUUUCCUCCGCUAGACAAGCCGCGUUCUUUAACAGAACCAAAACAAACACGGCCUUGGAAAGAUGUCUAUUCUGAACGUCUUGUCGUUGAACGAAAUUGGCGAAAAGGUCGUUUUACAUGUCGCACAUUAAAAUCUCAUACGGAUUAUAUAAUGUGUUUGCAGUUUGACGAUAGCAAUACCCUUAUCACGGGGUCAUAUGACUCCACGGUAAGAGUUUGGAAUAUUGAAACUGGCGAAAUGGUUCGCGUUCUUUCGGGGCAUCGCCGAUGUGUUCGCGCUUUACAAUUUGAUGAUGCUAAAUUAAUUACGUGUUCAAUGGACCGUACCCUGAAGCUAUGGAAUUAUCAUACUGGACAAUUGGUUCGAACCCUGGAAGGACACACCUCUGGUAUUAAUUGUCUGCAAUUUGAUGAUCAUAUUCUGGUUAGUGGAUCGGUGGAUGCGGUGAUAAAAGUUUGGAAUGUCCAAACGGGAGAAUGCUUCACAUUGACUGGCCAUUGUGAAAUGAUCAAUAAAGUAGCAAUUUAUCAACAGACUUUGUUAUUUUCAUGUUCCGAUGAUACGACAAUACGUGUUUGGAACCUGAAAACACGAUCAUGUAUAAGCAAACUUGAAGGCCACGUCGCUCAAGUUCAAUGCAUUUUACCUGCAUUACCAUCUCUCUUUUCCAGCAUCUUAGCAAACACCAACGAAGAAUGUCUUGAAGACUGGCUAAAUCACGAAGAUGAAUCCGAUAAUAAUAAUAUUCAUCAUCACGAUCACAAUAGUCUACCGAUUCUAGUAUCAGCCUCGUUGGAUAACACUAUAAAAAUUUGGUCAACGAAAACUGGCCAGUGUCUUCGUACACUUUUUGGACACGUGGAAGGAAUAUGGGGAUUGGCAUUGGAUAAAUUACGGAUGGUCAGUGUGGCACAAGAUAAAACGGUCAAAGUCUGGGAUAUAGAUACCGGAAAAUGUUUACAUACUCUUUACGGGCAUAAUGCGCCUGUUUAUUGUGUUGCAUUGGGAGAUACUAAAAUUAUUACGGCUGGCGAAGAUAUGGAAAUUAGAAUAUGGGAUUUUGGAACUUAG
This is a messenger RNA of Ambispora gerdemannii, 1728 nucleotides long. The record is from the annotation of a GenBank genome assembly. Lineage: Eukaryota; Fungi; Glomeromycota; Glomeromycetes; Archaeosporales; Ambisporaceae.